Molecule: messenger RNA, 1886 nt
Organism: Polypterus senegalus (gray bichir)
Lineage: Eukaryota; Metazoa; Chordata; Cladistia; Polypteriformes; Polypteridae
Product: tripartite motif-containing protein 16-like
Exons: 6
Coding region: 160-1566 (468 amino acids)
Molecular function (GO): zinc ion binding; protein binding
Source: RefSeq, a predicted model, not a curated record
AGUCGCCUUUCUCAGUGUGUCUGGAGGUUUUGAGGACGCUGGUAGGCCAAUUAUUAAAUGCAGCGUCUGUCUGGACUGUAUUAUAGGUUACUGGGAAUAUUCGGAGACGGCAGGGGACCACAGCGGUUCUAAGUGCAGAUUAAAGAGACAUUGACAGACAUGGACGCUGUUGACUCGACAUCUCAGAGCAACAUCGGGCCUGGCUCUGUCCUCUGUGACGUGUGUCCUGGGCCAGAACUGAGCGCCGUGAAGACCUGCCUGACCUGCAUGGCCUCCUAUUGUGAGACUCAUCUCCAACCUCACAGGGUCUCUGAAGCGCUGAGGACACACAAUCUGAUGGAGCCGAUUAGAAACCUCAACGACAGAAUCUGCACAAGACAUCAGAGAGUUCUGGAAAUCUUCUGUAGGACCGAUGAGACCUGCGUCUGCUCGAUGUGUGCGGUGACUGAACAUAGGAGCCAUGACAUUGUGACACCUGAGGAGGAGAGAGCGGAGCGACAGGCUGGACUGGAAAACACAAAGGCUGAAAUGAGAAGGAGAAUUGAGGAGAAACAGAACAAACUGGUGGAGAUGGAUGAGAAAGCAGAGAGGAUUAAGAGGACUGCGGAGACAGCAGUGAGGGACUUUGAGGAGACUUUUGCUCCUAUUCUGAUUCUGUGGUCAGUGGGCCUGAAUCUGAUUAGAGAUCUCGAGGACAGAGAACUGCACAAGGCUGAACGGCUCAUGAUGCAACUGGAACAGGAGAUCAGAAAGCUGAGGAGGACACACGCUGAGCUGGCCGAGCUUUCAGAGACAGACGAUCACAUCCACUUCCUCCAGAUGUACUCAUCUGUUAGUCCCCCUCCUGAAGAUCAGGACUCACCCGAGGCCUCUGUUAAUGAACUUGUCCUACCAGGGAGUCUGAGGACGAACCUGUCUGAUCUGAAAAGGAAACUCCGGGAGAUCAGUGGGUGGGAGUUUGUGCCGAGCAGUGAGGCUGGUGUCAACACUUCAGGAAGCAGCCCACAGAAUCCGAGCAGUAGAAAUGGACUUGAAGAAUACUUCUGUCCGCUCACCUUUGACCCCAACACAGCAAACGCGUGGCUUCGCCUGUCAGAGAGGAACAAGAAAGUGAUAUCUCAGGGGAUAGUGUCCCCAUGUCCUGAUCAUCCCGACAGGUUCGACUGGUGGUUCCAAGUUCUGUGUGAAGAGGCGCUGAGUGGGACUCGCUGUUACUGGGAGGUCAACUGGAGCGGAGAAGGGGCAGCGAUGGGAGUCACUUAUAAAGGAAUCAGAAGGCAAGGAAAUGGCUAUGAGUGCCGCCUUGGCUUCAAUGACCAGUCCUGGAUUUUGUCCUGCUCUCGUCUUAGUUGCUCUGUGUGGCACAAUGAGACAAAGACAGAAAUUAGUGUCCCCUCCAGUCAAAGAAUAGGCCUGCAUCUCGACUACACCGCUGGCUCUCUGUCCUUUUAUAGCGUCUCAGACACAAUGACCCUCAUCCACAGGUUCAACGCCACCUUCACUGAGCCCCUCUAUGCUGGGUUUUGGGUUGGACAGCGCUCCAGUGUGACAAUCUGCCCUCUGUAACCAUCUAGCCUGUGACUGGUGCCAUCGGCAGGUCACUUCUUGUCUUCUGUCAUGUAUUGGAGUUCAUUUUUUAUUUCAUUCUUAAAUAUCUAAGAAGCCCCCUGCCACUGGGUAUUGUGCCAUUGAUGCUCUCUGAGUCAUCAUUCUGUGCGGUCAUCAGCGUUAAAACAAUGAGAGCAGAUGGCUGUGAGCCGACAUCCACUGAGAGGACAUUAGGCGUCCCCCUUCAAGAAGUUGAGCUUCUUUCAUUUCAGUGUGGCUCAGUGAUUAGCUUGGCGGCCUCACAACUCUAUUAAAAUAAAGUUCAAAUAUCUAUGAAA